AUGACUUCUCUGGGUCGCAGGCAGACACCGAGGGUGGCUCUGGCGGAGUUGAUGAGGUUAUUCAACUUCUGAAAGCUGGGAAAGCAAAGGAAGUUUCUUACAAUGCCCUGGCUUCACAUAUUAUUUCAGAAGAUGGGGACAAUCCAGAAGUUGGAGAAUCCCGUGAAGUUUUUGAUCUCCCUGUCGUAAAGCCUUCCUGGGUGAUCUUGUCUGUUCGCUGUGGAGCUCUUCUGCCUGUAAAUGGUUUUUCUCCAGAAUCGUGUCAGAUCUUUUUUGGAGUCACUGCCUGUCUCUCUCAGGUUUCAUCUGAAGACCGAAGUACGCUGUGGGCUUUGAUUACUUUUUAUGGAGGGAAUUGCCAGCUGAGCCUCAAUAAUAAGUGUACUCAUUUGAUUGUGCCUGAGCCAAAGGGG
Leptosomus discolor (cuckoo roller) is the source of this 413-nucleotide messenger RNA. The record is from RefSeq and is a predicted model, not a curated record. Lineage: Eukaryota; Metazoa; Chordata; Aves; Leptosomiformes; Leptosomidae.